This is a messenger RNA of Drosophila persimilis, 1504 nucleotides long. RefSeq names its product protein SMG9. The coding region runs from base 33 to 1445 and encodes 470 amino acids. The transcript has a single exon. Lineage: Eukaryota; Metazoa; Arthropoda; Insecta; Diptera; Drosophilidae. Gene Ontology annotation, biological process: nuclear-transcribed mRNA catabolic process, nonsense-mediated decay. The record is from RefSeq and is a predicted model, not a curated record.
AAAGAAACUUCCUUUUUAACAUAUAAUUUGUAAUGUCUGACGCCCGCCGGCGUUACCGGAAUAAGAAGCGGGAUGAUCAUCGUCCGAUGCAGGGUGCAGGACAGACAGCACCGGUCACCAUUGCUCGACGGGAGGAUCCACGCUGCGUCCAGCCGAAAAUACUACUCAAGAAGGACAUCGUGUCGGAUCCUUGCAGCGGUAGCAGCAACCAAGAUCUGUCCUGCUUCCCCAAGACGCUCAUCGUUAAUCGCUGCAGCGAUGGGCGCUCCGAAAAAUGCAAACCCUCGGGCGGUAGUGCUGCUGCAUCUGGGUACCAUCCAGCCGGAUGCAUGCCGCCGUCAGUAGCCUCAGUACACUCCACAUCAGUUUGCGCAGCCCUUGCCAGUGGCCCGUCCAAUGACCGGGACAAGACCAGCUCGGGCUCCGGAUCGGGAGCAGCCCUCCUGCCAGCUCAAGAUCUUCAGCCGCCACGAAUGACGCGCACCACCCCUCUAAUAGUGUCAAACGGGGUGUUCAACGCCAAUGCCCGCAAGCUCUUCCACAAGACAAACACGGACUUCACUGUGAUAGGUGUCCUAGGUGGCCAGGGUGUGGGCAAGUCCACACUGCUCAAUCUGCUGGCUGCCGAGCGGCCCCUGGACUACGACUACUACCAGCACCUGUUCGGCCCAGAGGCAGACGAGUGCACAUUCCACACAAGGCUCAAGCACAAGCCCUCCUCCGGGCAGAACCAGAAGAGCAUCCUGCGCCCGCGCACUGAGGCGCUGCAGUUCUUCAUCACCAGGGAACGUUUCAUUCUGCUGGACACGCCGCCGCUGCUGGCUGCCAACGGGAAGGAGGCGGACUACCUGGAGCUGCACUCUCUGGCCCCCAUGUCGCAAAUGCUCACCAUCUGCCACAUCCUGCUGCUGGCCAUCGACGAAGUGAGUCUCGAGCAGCUGCAUUUGCUGCAUACCGCCCUGCGCCUGCGCCCGCGCACACCCUGCAAGGGCUACGUCCGCGACUACCUGCCCCAUGUGAUGUUCGUGCGCACACGCGCACAUCGCCAGCACUUUGAGCCCCGCCAGCGGGAGCGACUCGAUAAGCAGUUGGUCCAUCUGUUUGGCAGCACCGGAUUGCACAUCUAUCGGGGCCGCGGCGAGGCCCGAUGCCUGAACAGCUUCUUGCUGCCCGAGGUAUACGGCAACGGGGCAACGGCCCACCAUGCCUGCCUGGGCGAGCUGGUACGCCAGUUCCGCGAGCGGGUAUUCAGCACGACGCGCGUCUCCAUGUGCCAGAGCAACGACCUCAGCGAGGCCAUUUGGUUCGAGCUGCUGGCGGAAAGUGUGCGCCGGGCAACGCCGCACUUUGAGAAGAUCUAUGCGGAGAUCAAGCAUCGCCAUCUGGACCCACGCUGCCAGCGGCGUGCCGAGAACUGGCGCAACUUUGGCAAUGACGCCAAUUAGACAGAGAUAUCACCAUGUGAACAAAAGAUAUAUAGAAAUACAUUAAACCUUUAUUGGAA